AUGGCGAAUACCGAAAGCCUCAGAGUUAAGAAUUUUCCAUUGUCUCUUACAAAAUCAGUGUUCACUUGGUUUACUACAUUACCCCCCAACUCUGUCGACUCAUGGCCAAAAUUGGAAAAGCUUUUCCAUGAGCAGUUUUAUGAAGGCCAUUUGAAAAUCAGUCUGGUCGAACUGUCGAGCAUCAAAAGGAGCUUCGCAGAGACCACCGACGACUAUCUGAAUAGGUUCAGGUCACUUAAAGCAAAAUGUUUCACGCAGGUGCCUGAACAUGAACUGGUUCAGAUGGCAGCAGGAGGUUUAGAUUAUUCCAUUAGGAAAAAAAUAAACCCAACAUUUGUCAAAAGUAUGUCGCAGUUAGCUGAUAGGGUUCGACACGUUGAACGCUUAAGACUAGAAAAAGUUAGGCAUACCAAAGCAAAAGCUAAAAAGGAAAAGGUAGCCUAUGUCGAUUAUGAUGAUACAGACCCCAUAUGCGAAGCUGACUACAUCUCGCCGACAGAGGCGGAGAUUGAUCUGGCCGAAAUGAAACCAGAACCAGCAUACGAAUGUAAAUCAUUGUUUCCGUCAAAAGGAAAAAAUGUCUCUGUUGAUAACAAUUCGAAAUUCCCUUCUAAAACUUACACUUUUGAUAUUAGUAAAUGCGAGGAAAUUUUCGAUGAUUAG
Messenger RNA from Vicia villosa (hairy vetch), 663 nucleotides. RefSeq lists its product as uncharacterized. NCBI's taxonomy places the organism in Eukaryota, Viridiplantae, Streptophyta, Magnoliopsida, Fabales, Fabaceae. Bases 1 to 663 code for a protein of 220 amino acids. The transcript has a single exon. The record is from RefSeq and is a predicted model, not a curated record.